This is a messenger RNA of Pichia membranifaciens NRRL Y-2026, 4229 nucleotides long. RefSeq lists its product as hypothetical. The transcript has a single exon. The record is from RefSeq and is a predicted model, not a curated record. Gene Ontology annotation, cellular component: nucleus. Gene Ontology annotation, molecular function: zinc ion binding; DNA-binding transcription factor activity, RNA polymerase II-specific; transcription cis-regulatory region binding. The coding region runs from base 406 to 3825 and encodes 1139 amino acids. NCBI's taxonomy places the organism in Eukaryota, Fungi, Ascomycota, Pichiomycetes, Pichiales, Pichiaceae. Gene Ontology annotation, biological process: DNA-templated transcription; regulation of DNA-templated transcription.
UCAAAGAAGGAACUACCCCCGGGAACACAACGAAGGUGUCCGCAGCAUAAGCCGGCACAGCACACCAUAGUAGAAGACCUUGUCUGAGGUAACAACAACGUUGGAUUUUUCCAUUAUCUGGACAAGACACACGAUUUUCUCACAUCCUUCUCACCGAUCGAUAGUAGGAAAGGAAAAAGAGUGACAGAAAGGGAAACAUACAGGUAUAAGCUACGGAAACAAAGCAAGCAGGCUACUUUUUGUCAAGUUCAUUUAAUCCAGUUUGCGAAAACAAGCUUUGUUAUAUGCUUCUGCAGCUUUUCCGUUUUGUUCCUGUUCCGUAUCUUGCAUCUAUCCAAUAUAAAGCCUCGGUAUUGUCCGUUAUCUUACUUUUGAGCUGUAUCUCUACCGAUUUCAAGCAACACGAUGUCGAGUAAGCAGCAAAGUGAGAAUUUUCCAAAAAAAGAAUCUUCCGAUGAAGACGAUGCGAUGUUGGGACAACUGACCCAUCAGAUAGAGAUUAGAAGCGCAAAUAUGAAUCCCAACUAUAAUCCGUCUUCACAUAGCAGAGUCCAAGCACAAAGAAAAAUUGCCAAAGCAGAUAGCCAAGAUUACUCCCUUGCAGAUAGCACAAAGUCUAUCAAUAACACAACUACAAAACGAAAAUCCGAUGGUAAUGUGAAGGCUUCCAAAACCUCAACCAAGAAACGCAAGAAAUCUACUACAGUGGCCAGCGACAACGGCAUUGACGACAACUCCAAUAGCAACGACGAUGAACCUAAUAACAAGAAUAAUAGAAACCAAAACAGCAAUGGAGGAUCGGGAUCAAACUCGGGGUCCCACCCCACAGCAGGACACCGUCCUGUCACUUCAUGUACCCAUUGCCGACAGCACAAGAUCAAAUGCAAUGCAUCUGAGAAGUUCCCUGAUCCAUGCAGUCGCUGCCAACGAAUGAAUCUAAAGUGUGAGAUUGACCCUCAGUUCCGUCCAAAAAAAGGAUCCCAAAUACAGUCGUUAAGAAAUGACGUUGACGAAUUACGCUCUAAGAUAGAAUUUCUUACAAGAAAUGAGAACCUGAUCACGAAAGUCCUUCAAAAGUCAACUUCAUCACAACUGCAACCCAUCAAAGAAAAUUCCGAUAUAGCGUAUGUCAAUGAUCGAGCUGGCUCCCAUGAAUUAAGUUCACCUUCAAUGGUGGCGAAAACACUCUUGAAAAAAGAACCGGUUCUUUUGAGUCUAGAUGGCAGAUCCAAUUCUACGACCUUGCUAAACGACUCAGCGAGCAACAAGGCAGAUUUGAACCCUGCAUUGGAGGCAGCAGUUCGGAAUGCUACAGAGUCCCCAGCACAAUUUGGAUCUUCAAUUCGAGAUGAAAAGAAUUUAAGCGAUGGUCAGCUAAAGGGAACACAGUUGACUACUCCGGUUAAUACAAAAUCCAUAUCCCAAAAUGCGCUAUCUCCAAACUCUCAAAUAUCUGAAUUCAUUUUGGGUGAUGUGAAAAUAAGCAUAGAUAAAGCUCAAACGUUGCACAAAAGGUUUGUUACCAACUAUCUACCUUAUCUACCAAUAAUGGUUUCAAAUGAUCCUGUCGAGCUAUAUCAUCAAAGUCAGUUAUUAUUCUGGACGGUGAUGUUAACUGCAUGUUUGUCUGACGCAGAACCUAAUUUGUACAACUCAUUUGCAUCCUUGAUCAAGCAGUUGGCUAUAGAAACGUGCUGGAUCAGAACUCCUAGAUCAACUCAUAUAGUCCAGAGUUUAUUAAUUUUGGGAACCUGGCCUCUUCCAAAUCAGAAAGUCUUGGACGACUGUUCUUAUAGAUUUGUUGGAUUAGCCAAAAGCUUAUCACUACAACUAGGUUUACAUAGAGGUAAAUUUAUGACUGAAUUUUCAAGAACUCAAGUUGCACUUCCUGAUGCUGAAAAGUGGAGAAGCCGUACCUGGUUAGCAGUAUUCUUCUGUGAACAAUUUUGGUCUUCGAACCUAGGGCUACCUCCUAGUCUUCAGACAGACUAUUUACUAGAAAGUGCAAGAAUUGAUUCUACAUUACCCAAAAAUUUUCGAUGUUUGAUUUCUCUCGCUAUCUUUCAGGCAAAGUUGGUCAAUGUUAUGGGCUUGAAUGUCUCAAGCCCUGAUGGAUUGAUGGAUCCAGCAAACCGUGCAGGUCCAUUGCACAUAAUGGAAAGAGAACUCGAGAGACUAGUCUUCAAGCUUCAAAUCGAUGAUUUAGUUGUUGAAACUUAUUAUCUAUAUGUCAAGUUGAUGGUCUGCCUAUUUUCAUUUUUACCUGAAACACCAAGUGAAGAUCAGACAAAGUAUGUCACAACGGCAUACCUUUCUGCGACUAGAAUUGUCACGAUUAUGUCGAAAUUACUUGAAGUUAAGCAGCUCACAGAAUAUCCAAUAUAUGUCCGUCAUUCAGUGACCACAGCUGCCUUUGUCCUGUUCAGACUUCACUUGACUCCCUACUUAUUACCGAAGUACAUUGAUUCUUCAAGACAGUCUAUCGUUACAGUACACAGACUUUUCAGAAAUAUGUUGGCGGCUUGGAAAGACGUUGAGAACGAUAUUUCACGUACUGCAACCGUGUUGGAGAAAUUAAAUUUUGUUAUUAUCACACACCCCGAGCUAUUCACUGAUACAGAAGGUAUUAUAGUCCGAAUGCGGUCUCAUUUAACUGGAUCGCUAUUUUAUGAUCUCGUUUGGAAUAUUCAUGAAGCUAGGAGACGCACGAUUGAAGAGGCUAAAAAUAAUGGAAAUAAGGCGUCUUUGUCGAAAACAAAGAGUACAAACAAUAAGAGAAAACCUCCCCCACUACCAUUUUACAACCAGAUCACAAAGGAUGAUUUUACUGCAAUAACGACAACGACUCCAAAUGGUACUACGAUAACUACCUUGGUUCCAACAGAUCAAGCUAUUUCCAAUGCCAAAGCGUCUGCCUAUAAAGCAGGUUUAUCGAAACCUACUGAAAUCAAUGGGAUACCAUUGGCGAUGCUCGAAGCGACUGGUUCGUUGUCGUCUAAACAAAACUCUUCGGUGAACUCUUUUACUUUGAAAUCACAGUCAAACCAACCAGCUGCUAACAAUAGUUCGGUCACUAAUAAAUUAGUUGCGAAGAGUAUUGCCAAUAAUAAAACUCAACUAACCAAGAAGCGAAAAUCGUCUAUUAAGAAAGGUGCUCCUGAAGCUAAUGCACAAUCAGCUAAUACCAAUAGCGAGGUAGUCGGAGUUCCAAAGGCUAAAUCGACAUCAACUUCCGAGGAUUCUGGUAUUCGAUUACAGCGUUCCACCUCAAUGAAUGCUGCAGCAAAUGGAUUGAUACCACCCCCUUUAUUUCCCUCAAGCUUGAAGCCCAGUGCCAGCACGACAGAUGCAAAUGCAGAGGUGGUAGACCCUAUCAAUGGUGACACUGCUGGUGACUUUAGCUCAGGCUUCAAAUCGAUACAGGAUAAUAACAGCUCUAAUAUAAGUCCUAUAACCACCACUUCAGAUAGCAAGCAAUCGAUGGGCCUCACCCCAGUUAGCAUAUCUGGGCUAGAGAAGUUUUUUGAAUCACCAAAAAUGUCAAUGUCUGGCCAAUCCAGUCCAGCAGGCCAGACUGAUAUCGAUCAAGCACAACAAGAUACUGCAAAAACUAACGUUCAGGGAUAUGCAAGCAAUUCGAGAACUAGUGCAAGCUCUAGAAAUCCAGGUUCUAAUACGGCUGGAUCAACCAGUCAGAGUCCAACCGAUUCUGACUUGCUAAACGAAAUGUUUAUAGACUCCAUUUUUCAGCAAAAUUUAAGCAAACCUGCAGAGGACGACGAUUUACUUGGCUGGUUUGAUAUGAACAUGGCGCCGGAGUUUUAAUGUCAAACUUAAUUUACUUUUUAAUCCUGCUUUUUGUUAUGUACACUUACUUGAUAAUUUAUGUUUAUUAGAGAAAAGGAUGACAAAUAUGUAUAUAAAGAACGAAAGAGAUAAUAGACAAUCAGUUAAGGAGGAAUCAAAACCGUGAAUGGAGAUAUUAAACGAGAGAAGACUAGUAAAAAGAUAUGAGAACUAUAGUAGUACGGGUCGAUGAAUGAUGUGAAAACGGGAAGAAAAAGUAAAGAGAAAAGAGAGGAAAAGGGUAAUAAGUAAGAGAAAAAGAGAAAUUUUAUUCCUCCUCAGCAGUUUCUGAUUCGUUAAAGGGAUCCAUGAUACCACCUUGACCUAUAGCAAAAAUACAUUCAGUUUCAGCAAGACAUGGAGAAUCAUAAAUCUUGCAAAUU